Molecule: messenger RNA, 1653 nt
Organism: Pieris rapae (cabbage white)
Lineage: Eukaryota; Metazoa; Arthropoda; Insecta; Lepidoptera; Pieridae
Exons: 4
Coding region: 270-1067 (265 amino acids)
Source: RefSeq, a predicted model, not a curated record
UUCAAGAGUGUAUGACGUCUGUUUAUUUGUAUUGUGUAUUUAUAUUGUAUAUAAAUCAGAAAACACAAAAUUGUAUCGAUAAAACGAAUUAAAAUUUAAUUUAUUUUCUUUAAAGUAUUAUAUUAUUAUGAGAUAUAAUCCAUAAGAUAUUGAUUACUUAAUAAUAAUUACUAGAGAUGAUAUUUCACAAAAGAAGGCAUAACAUUCGAUUUCAUUUGUUUUGAAAUUGAUAUUUAAGUGUUCGAAACUGUGGUAUUAAAUUGAAAAAGAUGGCUCCUCAACGGAAAGUAACAAUGAAACAACUUGACAUCUUGGUUAAAUACUUCGAAUCACAUAAACAUUUAGUAGGUAAAUCAAGAACUCAAACAAUUGCAAAUAAUAUGAUUGCACAAGAAAAAUGGCUAGCAGUAAGCAAGAUAUUAAAUGCUGUAAAAGGAGGUGCUGUUCGGACUCCAGAGCAGUGGAGACGGUAUUUUACAGAAUGGACAAGUAAAUGUCGUAAAAAGGCUAAUAUUGCACUCAAAAGCGGUGAAAAAAAAAUGACAUUAAAUAAUAUAGAAAUAAGACUCUUGCAAAUAGUUGGAAACGUUGGAGUAACAGUAAGCUCAAAAUCUUCAUCAGAAUCAAGUGAAACUGAUAAUUUGAAAGAAGAUAAUAGUAUGGAUAUUAAAACUGAAUAUUCUGAAGUUGAAUUGGUUUUUGCUGAAGAUUAUAAUACAGAGGAAAUAAGAAACAGUUCCAAUCGUAAUAAACAAACAGAUGCAGCAGUUAAAGAUAUAAAUUUGCAUGAGCAACAAAAUGAGAAAUCAUAUGUGACUCCACCGCCUCAAUGGGCCUUAGAUUUAGAAGAACGGAGAGUAAAUUCACAAGAGAGAAUGGCUGAUGCCUUACAAUCAAUAGCAAGUACUCUCCGUAGUCAGGAAGAAAGGAGAAACUUGCUUGAUAAAAAAAUUGUAAAUAGUCUCACUGCCAUAACAGACAAAAUACAAGAACUUACCAGUGGUAUCCAAUUUGUAUUGCAAGAUAUAGAGGAGUGCAAGCAUGCAAUAAAGAAGAUGCCACAAUGAAAGAAGUUAUUAUUUCAAUGUUGAUUUCAACUCUACUGAAAAUAAUACCAGGUUUCAUCUACACCACUUUGAUGGCGUAAGAUCUUUCACAGUCCGCUUCUCUUAGUAUUUCUAUUUGCGAAAUAGUGAGCUGUGAAAUCAGCUUGGAGACGGACUUUCAUAGGAGAUACAACUGCAACAACAGGCGAGCAAGGCACUAACAUGGGUGUGCAAAGGUGUGCCUUUUAUGCCUGCUUUGUGAGCUCGUCUGCCCCGUAUCAUAUAAAGUUUUAAAAUAAAGGAAUUGUUAAUCUGUAAUGUAAAAAGAUAUUGCGUAAAAAUUGAAAACUUUGAGCCUGACAUCUCGCAAACGUGAUGAGCCUGAUGAACUUAGGUGUAAGACUUCGUCUCUGACUUCAGAGAAUGUUCUAGAACCAAAAAUGGAGGCCGUGGGUCAGUCUUAGAAGCUUGAUACUUGCCUAUUAAGAAAAAUAUUAAAGAAACAGAAAUAAGAUCAAGGCGAAAGGGUUGUGGCGCCACUAGUCUAAUAGAUGGAAAAGAGAAAGUUAACAUUAGUGUUAAAGGGUCUUAGAUUGAAGUAGUGUAA